Molecule: messenger RNA, 711 nt
Organism: Symbiodinium sp. CCMP2592
Lineage: Eukaryota; Dinophyceae; Suessiales; Symbiodiniaceae
Source: the annotation of a GenBank genome assembly
AUGCGCAUAUCCAGUCAAUGCAGCAACAAGCGCCGCCUGAGUGCGGAGUCAGUGCGCAUUCUGGGGCUUUAUGAGUUAUGGUUACUUCACAUGAGCCCCAUGAUCAGCAUGCGACCGGCAGCAGUGUUUCCAGUGGAAGCACAAGCUGACGCCAGUGCCCAAGGUCAACGGGCUUGCAUUGGUGGGUUCGUGUCACAUCCUGCAUUAGGCCAAAGGUGGUUUAGGGAAGAAUUCACAUAUGAGGAGUUCCGCGAGCUUCAGGUUCCAAUUCAGCAAGAUAUGCAGCUUGACAUUGCGUGCUAUGAAGCACUCGCUCAAGGGGCGCUGAUUAUCGCAUCUUCAACCUUGAUACCUUGCUCCAGAAUCAAGCUUCGGACGGUCUCAGACAACAGUGGUGCGGAGGCAGGUGUGAAUGCAUCCUUUACAACUUCACGCCCACUUGCAUAUUUCCUUGAACGCAUCUCUCUGCUUGCAGCAGUGUAUCGUACCACUUUGGAUGUAUCUCACAUACCUGGGGAGAAAAACACCAAAGCAGAUGCACUGUCAAGACCGGGUGAACACGACAUUCCCCUAGACUGCCUCGACGUUGAUCGCAUCAGGCUUCGCCUGAGUGAUCUUUGGCUGCCUCGGCCGGCCAUUUCCAUUUCGCCCAGCGAUGCUUCGCUAGCAUGGACCGUGCGAGCCCCAGGAGUGCCGAACAACCUCACAUAG